CCCAACUUCGCCAGCCAAAUUUAAAUAACUUCAGGGGGUUUGUUGUCGGCGCACGUCAAGGUCUCCUUAUAACCUUCGUCUCAAUUCAGCUCCAGUGCUCGUCACGGCAACAACGAGAUGUUAGUAGAUGAUCUGGUCUGGGCUUUGUUCAAGCACCACUGGCAGCACACCCUGACCUACUGGAGCGUGUUCUUUAGUUUCGGGCUGUGUAUUGCGUUCCUGGGGCCGACCAUCCUGGACCUGAGGUGUCAGACCCAGUCCACUCUGCAGGAGAUCACCUGGGUCUUCUUCGCCCAACAGCUCUCCCUCAUGCUGGAGAGCACCCUGGGAGGACUCUUCAAGAAGACGUCCUGCAUUUCUUCAUAGGACUGGGUGCGGU
Molecule: messenger RNA, 379 nt
Organism: Salvelinus sp. IW2-2015
Lineage: Eukaryota; Metazoa; Chordata; Actinopteri; Salmoniformes; Salmonidae
Product: major facilitator superfamily domain-containing protein 4A-like
Source: RefSeq, a predicted model, not a curated record